Messenger RNA from Paramecium tetraurelia, 1467 nucleotides. RefSeq lists its product as uncharacterized. Gene Ontology annotation, cellular component: endoplasmic reticulum. The transcript has 6 exons. The record is from RefSeq and is a predicted model, not a curated record. Gene Ontology annotation, molecular function: ubiquitin binding. Lineage: Eukaryota; Ciliophora; Oligohymenophorea; Peniculida; Parameciidae.
AUGCAACCAGCAUAAGAGAAAGACAUUCUGGACUUUAUGACUCUGACCGGAUGUUAAGAUGAAUAGAAAGCUAUGUAAUAUCUUUAAAUGGGAGACAAUAAAUUAGAAAAUGCUAUUCAGCUUUAUCUUGACUUGGAAGGUUAACCAGUUUUGAGCUAACAAUCAAGUGUUUAAUCUACAAAGUCACCGUAUGUAUAAAAUCAACAAUAAUUUCUAAAUUAGAAUGAUGUUAAAGAAGUGAAUACUAUGAUUUUUAAUGAAAACAAUCCUCCACCUGAAUUAAUACGUUAGAGAUCAGCUCCAGAUUCAUCUCUGGCUGAAAAAUAUAAAAAAUAUCAAGAGGAUAAAAGAGCCAAUGAUGAUGGCAUAAUUAAGAAGACUUUUAAAUAUGGUUGGAAUGCUUUAACCUACAUAUUCAAACGAGAACCAAAUUAUGGAUUGAUAUUCCAGACAUACAUUUAAUAACAAUAGAUUUAAACAGCCAUUAAUUUUUAAAUGGGCAACUUUAAUGAUAAUCUAAAGAGAGCCCAUGAAGAGACUAAACCUUUAUUGAUAUAUUUACACAAUCAAUAAGCAUUAUUUACAUUCGAGAAAAUGAUAAACUGCAAAAAUUUUGUUACAAUUAUUCAAAGAAAUUACCACAUCGUUGGAUUCUUAGAAAGCCCUCAGGUUUAUGAAUUAUUACCAGUGAAACCUCAACCUCCUACUCUCCUAAUUUAUAGGUUAGAUUUAACUGAAUAAGCUAUCUUAAUGGACACUGUACAGCUCUCUCCUGAGACCAACUUUGAAGAAUUAGCCAUCAAAUUGAAAAUUCUAAAGGGACAAUUUAAUAAAUAAUUUAUUGUUGAAGAUCAAGUAAAGAGAGAAUUUAAUGCACCAUAAUAUGUUCCAAAUUAUUAUGGUUAACAAUAGUAAUAACAACAAUAAUAGUAAAAUUUUGAAAGGAGGUAGUAAGAAAUAUAGUAAAGAGAAAGAGAAUAAUUGAUAAGAUAGUAAUAAGAAGCCUACAGAAUUGCAGAGUAAUAGGCAGCAGAGAAAAAAAGAAAAGAAUAAGAAUUGAAAUAAUUAGAGGAGCAUCGAUUGUUGGAAUAACAAUAAUUAAGUGAAAUAAGACUGUUAUAAAAAGCUACUAUGUUGUCAAACCUACCAGAUGAACCAGAAGGUGAGGAAGGGAUUGAAAUUUUAUAUAGAUUUAUGCAUGCAACCAGAACUAGAAGAUUUAAUUUUAAUGAUAAAAUAUAGUCAAUAUUUGAAUUCGCAUUAAGUUAGGAAGAUGAUUGUUUCAAUGAUCCUAAUUCAAACAUAGACCUUAUUUAGAAUUUUCCCAGGUUAUCUUUGAAAGAUAAAAAGGAUGAUAUUAUAAGUGAUGUGUUUACAGAUGCAAACAAGGUAUAAUUAAUUGUAGAAGAAUGUGAAUGAUUAUUUAGAAUAAUUCUAUUAAUUCUACUCAAAUAUUAUUGUAUAAAA